AGCUAGAGCAGCGCGUCCACAGGACUAUAGCACUGUGUUUGUGGUUUAAUCUGCUCGUUUUGAGAACUGUUCCUUUUCGUGUCGUUGAUUUUACAGAAUAUAAAUUACAAAGAGAAGAACAUGAACAAGGAUAAGAUCUUCAAGCUAGCAAAGGGGUUCAGGGGUAGAGCCAAGAAUUGCAUAAGGAUAGCAAGGGAGAGGGUGGAGAAGGCAUUACAAUAUUCCUACAGAGACCGCCGCAACAAAAAGAGGGACAUGCGAUCCCUUUGGAUCCAAAGGAUCAAUGCUGGCACACGCAUUCAUGGGGUCAAUUAUGGGAACUUCAUGCAUGGGCUGAUGAAGGAGAAUAUUCAACUUAACAGAAAGGUUCUGUCAGAGUUAUCUAUGCAUGAACCUUAUAGCUUCAAGUCGCUGGUAGAUAUAUCACGAAAUGCAUUUCCAGGAAACAAGAAUGUGGUGGUUCCUCCUAGAAAGGUGGCCUUUUAGAGCAUGUGGCAUGUCAUUAAACAUAUAGUGCUAGUUUAUAUUAGAAUCGUUAACUAUUUUUGAGGAUUUUGGGUUCAGUACCCUCUAUGUUACUAUCAAUUUUGCUUGCCUGUGAUUCACAAACUCAUUGUGUACUUCGUAAUUACAUGAUUUUCCUCUUCCUCUGCCCUUGCUUUGGUUUUCAGUAAUAUUCUACUAUAACAAAGCUGGAUCCCAAGUAUGGUCGCCUUUAUGGAUCAUUUGUUGCCAUUAGGCUCUAUCAAAAUUAAAAUUUUUUUUUUUAACAAGAAACAUUUACAAGACUUCUAUUUGUUCUUUUCUUUUUUUUGGUCGAUAAAACUUAUACCUGUUCCAAACCCAAAAUUACAUGUUAACGUGGGAAGAACAGUUGUGUCUCCUAGGUCAUAUUUUAAAGAUUGGAAGAUCACAAAAAGUUAAUUUCAUGUUUAAUUAUGAUCCUUAGCAGCCAUCGCGUACAAUUACUAAAUUAUCCAUACCUAUUAAUACUUAAUAGAAAUUUAAAUUUACAAGAUCAAAUUGGCAAGGCACAUGACAUGCUUCUGUUCGAGUGAUAAAUGGAGUUUCUCUUGGGCUUUCAUUACAAAGGUAAACGUGUUAA
This is a messenger RNA of Abrus precatorius (Indian licorice), 1105 nucleotides long. Its product is annotated as 50S ribosomal protein L20. Gene Ontology annotation, biological process: ribosomal large subunit assembly; translation. The transcript has 3 exons. The coding region runs from base 121 to 486 and encodes 121 amino acids. Gene Ontology annotation, cellular component: ribosome. The record is from RefSeq and is a predicted model, not a curated record. Gene Ontology annotation, molecular function: rRNA binding; structural constituent of ribosome. Lineage: Eukaryota; Viridiplantae; Streptophyta; Magnoliopsida; Fabales; Fabaceae.